Molecule: messenger RNA, 966 nt
Organism: Amaranthus tricolor (Joseph's coat)
Lineage: Eukaryota; Viridiplantae; Streptophyta; Magnoliopsida; Caryophyllales; Amaranthaceae
Exons: 4
Coding region: 1-966 (321 amino acids)
Source: RefSeq, a predicted model, not a curated record
AUGACAGCAAGACACCAAGAAAGGGAGCUGAAGGUCCCCUCAAAGAGUCAUUCAGUUUGUUCCACGAGGGUUAGGAGAGUGAAUCUUAAUCUUAGUGUGAGGAAGAGGCCAAUUGGUUCUUGGAUCAUUCCACCCCGUACAUGCAUCAACUUGGUAUCAGAGCCGCGUUUCGAGGAGGGACACGAUCAAGAAGAGUCGAGAAGAUCAGGUAAAAGAGGGCAAUAUACACACCUGGUAAGAACAAUUUGGAAAAUCAGGUUGUGCCAUUUUUUUGUUCAAUUUCACGAAUACAGGUACCAUACAGAUGAGAUACAGCAAGCUGUAGGAACCUUACAACAAGAAGAACAAAACAAAGCCAAAGCAGCAAGUGUUAGCAAGCACAAUAAGCAGCAGAACAACAUUGUAGCUGAGAAUCUUCUGAAGUUCAACGGAAUUUUGGAAACCUUCAACGUGGAUGACCACAAUAAGCAUAAGGGUAACGCAGAAUUGAGGACAAUUCUGUUUAAAGAAGGAGGGACUGAUGCAAUUAUAGGUAGCCCACAAUCCAAGUCAAAAGAAGAACAGCAUAAUUGCAUCAUUGUGCUUACUCAACCCAUUGAACCUAUGAAGUGCUUGGAAAAUAAAGAGGAUGAUCAUCAAAAUAGACUAAGCAUAAACAUGGAAUUAAGACAAAGACAAGAAGGAACACAAGGAAGUCUCCUAACAGCCAUCAAGCAAAACAGGAACAUGAACCAGUUCCCAAGUCUACAAACAGCAGAAUCAACAAAACAUCACAUUGCCUGCCAGCCUACCUUUCGAGCAUUAGAACGUCUAGCUUUGUGCAUGCAUGAGCAUGGAGAUCCAAGGAAUGGCAUCUCUAGACAUGUAAGAUUACACCAAGACUCAGAGGCAUCACAACGGACCCUCACAGAAGCCACAAGACCAGCUCCAAGGUCGCUUGUUCGCCUGACGUUUGAUAAUGGCUGA